AUGGCAGACUCAGAACAUACAGGCUGGAAUGCCUAUCACUACUACCCUUCCAAAGCUGCAGGUAUAUUGUUUGUUGUGCUAUUCCUUAUUCUUUCCGUCAUCCAUACAUACCGUCUACUUGGAACCCGAGCAUGGUUCUUCAUCCCGUUAGUGACAGGCACUUGGUUUGAGUCUGUAGGAUACAUCGGAUGUGUUCUGUCGGCUAACGAAUCUCCACACUGGACAAUUGGUCCGUACGUGAUGCAGAGUACCCUACUACUCGUUGGACCCGCGCUUUAUGCCGCUAGCAUAUACAUGGAGUUAGGCCGAAUCAUCUAUCGAGUCAAGGCGGUAAAAUUGGCCAUAAUCCGGGUGACAUGGGUGACCAAGAUCUUCGUUGCAGGAGAUCUGCUCAGCUUCCUGAUGCAGGCCUCAGGUGCUGGUAUUAUGGUGUCCAGUUCUAAAAACAUUGGUGAAGAUAUCAUUCUGGGUGGUCUAUUCAUCCAGAUUUCUUUCUUUGGGUUGUUCCUUAUCAGCGCUCUCGUUUUCCAGAGUAGAUUAGCCAGACGUCCUACUUCAGAGUCUGUUGAUGAUAACACUCCCUGGCAAAGGCAUAUGUUUGCACUGCACUUCUCAAGUCUCCUCAUUCUGAUCCGGUCGAGUUUUCGAGUCGCGGAGUAUAUUCAAGGCUCGGAUGGCUUCCUACUCCGAAACGAAGUCUUUGUUUACGUGUAUGACGGAUUCCUAAUGCUUUUUGUAACCGUUGUCUUUCUGGUCAUUCAUCCAGGUGAAGUUAAUUUCUUGGGCCGAGGGUGA
Messenger RNA from Aspergillus pseudonomiae, 795 nucleotides. RefSeq names its product RTA1 domain-containing protein. The transcript has 3 exons. Lineage: Eukaryota; Fungi; Ascomycota; Eurotiomycetes; Eurotiales; Aspergillaceae. The coding region runs from base 1 to 795 and encodes 264 amino acids. The record is from RefSeq and is a predicted model, not a curated record. Gene Ontology annotation, cellular component: membrane.